This is a messenger RNA of Amaranthus tricolor (Joseph's coat), 1362 nucleotides long. RefSeq lists its product as uncharacterized. The record is from RefSeq and is a predicted model, not a curated record. Bases 1 to 1362 code for a protein of 453 amino acids. NCBI's taxonomy places the organism in Eukaryota, Viridiplantae, Streptophyta, Magnoliopsida, Caryophyllales, Amaranthaceae. Gene Ontology annotation, molecular function: zinc ion binding. The transcript is spliced from 2 exons.
AUGAGAGCUUGGUUGGCGAAAAAUAAGGCUAUAACUAAAGUCUUUGGGGAUUGGGAUAAGUCUUUUGAGGAGCUUCCAAGAGAAUUUUCUGGGCUUUCGGACCAUCAAUUAAGGGUUUUCCCUACUUUAUACUCCUUAUAUAUCUCUAUAGAUGGGACACAUUUGUACGAAAAGUACAAAGGCACAUUAAUGAUUGCUAUGGUGAUAGAUACAAAUUCUCAGUUGUUCCCACUUGCCUUUGCUAUUGUUGAGGGAGAAAGCAACGACACAUGGAGUUGGUUUUUGGAUUGUAUAAGGCAGUAUGUUACUAAAAGGGAUGACUUAUGUGUCAUCUCUGAUCGUCACAAGGGAAUUUUGCAUGCAAUGAACAGAGUCGGAAAAGGGUGGGAAGAGCCAUAUGCGUUCCAUUGGUUUUGUAAACGACAUCUUGCUUCCAAUGUGCAUAAGAAGUUCAAUAACAUACCAGUUAGGAACUUAUUUGGAAAAGCUUCUGAACAGACCAAGAUUCGAAAAUAUAAUUUCUAUAUGAUUCGCCUUAAAGAGUAUGACGAGGACACAUAUAAGUACUUAGUCGAUGGUUCUAUUCCUGAGCGCCAAUGGACUUUGAUUCAUGAUGGUGGCCAUCGAUAUGGAGUGAAAACUACAAACAUGUCUGAAGCGUUCAAUGUCGUAAUGAAGGGCGCCUGGUGUCUCCCAAUCACUUCAUUAGUUAGGAUGACAUUCUACCGGGUUAAUGAAUACUUUGAAAAAAGGAGGGAUUUAGGGAGAAAGAGAUUAGAAAAUGGACACGUGUAUGCCAAGAAACCAACUGAUACGAUUGAUAAGAAUAUUGAAAAAGCUCGCUUUCAUGAUGUUAGGAUAUAUGACAUAGUACGUGGGAUAUUUGAGGUUACCACUGGUCGUGGCAACAAGAUAGUAGGAAAAGGUGGAAAGUGUUACAUGGUUGACCUCACAGCUACAUCAUGUUCUUGUCAGAAACCAACCAUGUUCAAGUUACCAUGCUCACAUGUACUUGCAGUAUGUCGAGCUCAUAACAUUUCAUAUGAUGCUUUUGUGGACCCUUCGUUUCACACUACAGAAUACGUAGCGACAUAUAAGAAUACCUUUAUGCCUAUUCCAGACAUGUUCACCUGUGCUCCUUGGAAUGGUCCGACAGUUGUCCCAAAUCCAUCAACUAAUCGUGGAAAGGGACGUCCGCGAUCAACUCGCAUAAGGAACGAAAUGGAUGCACUGGUGACGCGUUCUCGGAACACAUGCGGCAGUUAUGGAUUUAGUGGUCGUAAUAAGAAAACAUGUCCUCGUAGGAAUACAGCUCAACUAGUAUGUUUUUUUUACUUGUAUGCUAGUUUGUCAUUAUAUUGA